This is a messenger RNA of Leucoraja erinaceus (little skate), 1050 nucleotides long. RefSeq names its product c18h3orf33 homolog (H. sapiens) (gene miso1). The transcript is spliced from 5 exons. NCBI's taxonomy places the organism in Eukaryota, Metazoa, Chordata, Chondrichthyes, Rajiformes, Rajidae. The record is from RefSeq and is a predicted model, not a curated record. Bases 88 to 819 code for a protein of 243 amino acids.
GCGCUGGGGGGGCGGGGGCAGUCGGGAGCGAGCGCGAGCGCGCGCCUUGGUGGUUGUCCAUCGCUUCCCGCCCGCGGUGGAGACAACAUGUCUGACCGCGGCUCCAACUCCCUCGGCUCCUCUCUGGGUAGCGCCGUGCAGUUUGUAGACGGGCACCUUCAAGCCGUGCGGACCAUCACCACAGGCCUGGUAGUGAUUGGAAUCGUGAUGUUGGGCAGAAGCAUCAGACUAAUGACUAAAUUUACAAGUGUCUUGGAGAUACCUAAUAAUUUUAUUGAUAAAAGUAUUAAGCUUCGAGGGAGAAUACAUCAAGUAACAGAAAAUGGACUAGAAAUUGAACAUAUUCCUAUUUACCUUCCUUUUAUUUCAUCUCUGCAAAGAAAAUGGCAAUCGGAUGGUCUCCUGAUGAUUAGGUUGGCGGGCUUGCAAAUGACCGACGAAGGCAGAACCUGGUUAACCGAGCAAGUAAAAUCUCCCCACGUUAUUUGGUUUCAACUUUUGAGAAGGGAUAAUUCUUUUGUUGAUUGCAUGGUGAAAUUAAACAAGGGUUCAAUUUUCUCAGUGAGCCUAAAUGAAGAGAUUUUGAAGAAAGGUCUUGGGCGAGCCGUAAAAAUCGAAGGCUUACACUCUAAUCCCAAACUGUACUGGAGGCUACAGACAAAAUUACUUAAAGCAGAACUGAAGGCGCAAAAAACAGGUAAAGGCAUCUGGAAAGAGCCUACAAUAUUGGAAAAAGUCUCAAAUAAUGUACAGAAUUCUAAUAUUUUUCACCAUUUGAAUAAUCUACUUUCAUGGGUCAAGUCAUUCAGAAACAAAUAAAUCCUUUGUGGAAACAUUUUGUGAACUAUGAUAUAAAUCUAAUUGUUGAAUGUAUAAGUUUCAAUAUCAUUACACUAUCACAAUUUGUUAUCUUGUUUAAGAUACAUAGACCCAUUUAUUGCUAUGCAAGGUGUUAUUUUGUUUUUCUGGUUUAUUCAGAAAUGGAAAUUAUUGUUCACUUUUCUAAACUGUACAUUGACUUGCUACAAUAAACAAAGCCUGUAUAUUGCA